AUGGACAUGAGGUUCGCCCGAAUGCUCUGCGUGCUCUGCCUGGUCCUCACUGUCCGAGCAUUUACCCAGGAAGGGCUCAAGGAGGUGUUGCUGAAGCAGCUGGGGCUCUCUGAGGUCCCAAAACUUCAUAAGAGAGACAUGGAGGAUCUGGUUAUCCCAGCCCAUGUAAAGAACAAAUACUUCUCCAUGCUGAAGCGCCAGAGGGUGAGGCGCCAAGCUUUGCCGAGCCUGGCCAGCAUCCUCAGGGGGAUCCCUGGCAACGCAGAAGUCCUCUACUCUGACACCAUCAUGCGCCAGAACCUGAUCUUUGACAUGGAGGGCAGAAUACCUAAAAACAGUGAAGUGACAAUGGCUGAACUGAAACUUUUCAAAAAGCCUCUGGACAGAGCAAACCUGCCUGCCAGGCAGCCUCACAGGCCUGUAUCCAAUGCGAGAGUCAGCGUGUACUGGGUGCACCAGCAGCAGGAUGGUACCAACAGGACCUCCCUGAUAGACUCCAGGCUGGUUCCCAUCCGCGAGUCAGGCUGGAAAAACUUCGAUGUGACUCAGGCCGUGCAUUACUGGCUGCGGAGCAGGAGGCGGGAGCCAAUGUUCCUGGAGGUCUGGAUCGAAGGAGAAAGGGUAGGCAGCCAUGCCCUGGAAAUGGCCAAAGCUGUGCGCUUCACCUCUCAGGACCCUAAGGAUAAAGCCCUAGGCAAACCUGAACUGGUGCUUUACACCCUCGACUUGGAAAAAUAUGGGUAUCCAGGGGACUGCACGGAGGAGGCGGUGCCGGGGAAGUCCUCCUGCUGCCGGCAGAAACACUACAUCAGCUUCCGCGAGCUGUCCUGGGCGCAGCACUGGAUCCUGGAGCCGGCGGGGUACCAGGCGUUCCGGUGCCGGGGGGGCUGCCCGCGGUCCCUGCCCUGGCGCUUCGGCCCCGGGCAGCGCACCUGCGCCGGGACAGAGACCUCCCCUCUGCCCGUCAUCUACCUGGUGAAGAGGGGCAACCGCACCGAGAUCGAAGCGGCCGAGUUCCCCAACAUGAUCGUGGAGAAGUGCGGCUGCGUCACGGACGGCACAGCGCUGGUGUGA
Molecule: messenger RNA, 1074 nt
Organism: Chaetura pelagica (chimney swift)
Lineage: Eukaryota; Metazoa; Chordata; Aves; Apodiformes; Apodidae
Product: left-right determination factor 1-like
Exons: 5
Coding region: 1-1074 (357 amino acids)
Biological process (GO): BMP signaling pathway; SMAD protein signal transduction
Cellular component (GO): extracellular region
Molecular function (GO): growth factor activity; transforming growth factor beta receptor binding; cytokine activity
Source: RefSeq, a predicted model, not a curated record